Triticum urartu is the source of this 1597-nucleotide messenger RNA. RefSeq names its product Pmr5/Cas1p GDSL/SGNH-like acyl-esterase family protein. Lineage: Eukaryota; Viridiplantae; Streptophyta; Magnoliopsida; Poales; Poaceae. The record is from RefSeq and is a predicted model, not a curated record. Gene Ontology annotation, molecular function: acetyltransferase activity. Gene Ontology annotation, cellular component: Golgi apparatus. Gene Ontology annotation, biological process: xylan biosynthetic process.
ACCUCACCGCCCCAGAAAGCGCCGGAGCCACCCGCCUGCCGCUCCGCUGUUCCCAUCCCGCCGACCUCCCCCACCCCCUCCCCCUCCCCCUCCCACCUCGCAUCCCAACCCCACCACCGCGCCACCAACCCACACCACGCGGCGACCCUACUUCUCGCGCCGAUCGCUCGCUCGCUCGCCCAACCUCCUGCCGCCCCGCCCCUCGGCCCAGAUCUGGUGGACCUCGGCGUCGGCCUCGCUCGUGCACCCGGUCCUGCGGGGAGGGCCGGCCAGGCCGGUCCAUGGUUUCCGCCGCGGCGCAGGUGGGCGUGCUGGCGGCGUGCGUGGUGCUCUUCGUCCCCAUGGGGCUCGCCGGCUGGCACCUCAGCCGCAACAAGGUGCUCUUCUUCUCCGGCGCGCUCUUCGUCUCCCUGGCCGUCGGGGUCCACCUCUCCCCGUACCUCCCCUCGCUGCCCCACCUCCUCGUCUCCUCCUUCCACCCCCUCCGCCCCGCUGCCCCGUCCUCCUCCUCCUCCGCCUCCUGCAUCUCCGUCCUGCACCGCGUGUCGUGGGCGGACGCCGAGCCCCACGGCGGGGGCCGCGCCUGGUCGUGGCCGCCCUCGCUCGCCGCCACCUGCGGCUUCGCACGGCUGACGCGGGACGACGCCUCAACCCUGCUCAACGGCUCCUGGGUCAUGGUGGCCGGGGACUCGCAGGCGCGCCUGCUCGUGCUCGCGCUGCUGCGCCUCCUGCUCGACCCGGCCGCCGCAGCGGCCGCGGAGCCGGAGCUGUUCCGCCGCCACAGCGACUACCACGCUGCCGUGCCGGCGCGGGGCAUCUCCGUGGAUUUCAUAUGGGCGCCCUUCGAGAGCAACCUCACGCGUCUGCUUCGCGAGGAUCUCCGCCUGGCGCCGCGCACCCCCGACGUGCUCGUGCUCGGAUCCGGCCUCUGGCACAUGCUCCAUGUCACCGACGCCCCGCAGUACGGCGAAGCAUUGGCGUCCAUUGCUGAUGCGGCCAACUCCCUCCGCUCGCCACUCCCCGUGCCACCGCCGCACAUGUUCUGGCUCGGCCUGCCGCGGCUUGUCAACCCUAUGCUCAACACUGAUGCCAAGAAGGAGCAUAUGAACGACACAAUGCUGCAAGCCUAUGACCGUGAGGUUGAUGAGAGGUGUAUCUUGCGCCGUGAUGGUGGCCCAUUCCGGCUGCUAGAUGUGGGAAAGCUCUCCCGGGGAUGUGAGCAGCAAUGCACGGCCGACGGGAUGCAUUACAACGGCGUGGUGUAUGAUGCUGUCAUGCAUAUCAUGCUCAAUGCUUUAGUGAUUGAGUCGCAACAAAGGAUCUGACUAGUUGUAGGGGUUCUUGAAGCAGGUGUGCUCCCAACCCCUCUUCUUUUGGUUCGUUACAGUACAUGGGUAAUUAGAAUGUGUUGUGAGAUAGGAAGGUUCUUUUGAUUGUUUCGGCAUUUUGGUUGCGUGCCAGAAAUCGCCAUCAGAUUGCUCAACCUUAGAGUGUAAUAUAGGGACAUCUUAGAACCACACAGUUUCUGGCUGAAUGGUAAACAGAGAUGAUGUAUUGUAUACUUUUUCUCGGGUAAUAACUAAGAUGGUGAUUCUGA